GCACCGUUGCAGUUGUCAAGGUGUUCUUUCCAGGCAUGGGCACUGCAUUUGAUAACUAAGGGAAGCACGAUCACAUUGCCGUCGGUGUCCAUCACUCACACAACCGCAAAAGGCAAACACAUCCACCACCGGGCAACCUUUCAGUUGCACGACGACAAUCCUCACGCCGCCGCCUCUUGGUUCACUCUAGUCGCUCGCUUUCUUCCAGAGUAGAGAAUACAGACAUCAUUUCUCGUCCGUCAAUUUGACACACUCCAUCCCGAAACAUGUUCAGCCUCGACUGGCGGGGGCUUGUGCUCCCCUUCGCCUAUCUGAUUGUCCUGACGGGCACCUUCAUGACCUUUUCCACAAUCUACCGCAAGAGGAAAGCCCAGCAAAGCGCAAACCUCGCACCAUGGUUCGGUCCUCACCUCCAACGCAACGUCUACCUGUCACUCCUCCACAUGGAGCCCGAGAACGGAUCCGAAAAGGCACCUAAAGUUCCUGAAAGUGUGCUCCGGGCGGCUCUGCUGCGCCGCGCUGUCGAAGACAUCCACCGUAUUAUCCAGAUCCGCGCCGCUAAGGCCGCCUGCAGCUCUCUUUUGCAGCGUGGAAGCAUCGGCGAUGAUCUGUGGCAAAGGUUCCAGCGUGCCGAGAAGGAAAUGGAGGAAGAGCUUCGUGAUGUUGUUAUGGAGGCCAACGCACUCGCUCCCAACUGGGGACAGAGCAUCUUCCAGACCGCCAACGAGAUUGCUGCCAACACUGUGCUGCGCGAGCGCCUUGACGAGAUCCAGGCUCAGGCAACACAGGAGAAGGAGUGGUGGGAGAAGCGCAGGGCCACCGUUAGAAGCGAGUUCAUGAAGGAACUGGAAGGGGAUGAGACUGGUACUGGUACCCCUGUGGACACCAGCUCAGUCACGUCAUCGCCGUCGAACAAGAAGGGCAAGAACUAGAGGUCACGUCCUAGCGAGCGGUGCAUGAGAGUGACGUGAGCAUCUCGCAUAGAGAUCUCCGGGGUGGCUGUACAAUAAGAAGAGAGGUAUGGGAGGGCAGGGCAGCGUGGGGCUGCGUUGGGCAAGCAAUUGCAUUCUUCCAUGGCGUUUAUGGGUUGGGACCUGCAGCAAAAUAUUCAAGGGUAUACUUUUUUGGGGGAGCCUCUUCAGGUCGUUUACGGGUCUUGGUCGAGAUAUAGUACAGCCCACAGCGUCGUUGGGUUUGGGAUUCUUACGUAGACUUCAAUACCUACAUUGGUCAAUAUACGAAUGAAAGCGAAUCAGGCCU
Neurospora hispaniola is the source of this 1260-nucleotide messenger RNA. Its product is annotated as Sec62/63 complex, subunit Sec66. Gene Ontology annotation, biological process: post-translational protein targeting to membrane, translocation. Bases 267 to 932 code for a protein of 221 amino acids. NCBI's taxonomy places the organism in Eukaryota, Fungi, Ascomycota, Sordariomycetes, Sordariales, Sordariaceae. The transcript is spliced from 3 exons. Gene Ontology annotation, cellular component: Sec62/Sec63 complex. The record is from RefSeq and is a predicted model, not a curated record.